CUUCCAAUUUGUUUGGCCAUAUAUCCCAACUCCCAAUGACUCGUUCAUAGCUUUCCCCGCAGCCAACCCCUCUUCUCCUUCCCUUCUUCCGACACCCCCAUCUUUUCCACCUUCACAUCAUAUCGCAACAAAAGAUGGCUGGAGAGGAGGUGUUCAUAGGAUCAAUUGAUCAGGGGACGACCAGCACCAGAUUUAUAAUCUACGAUCGAGAGGCCAAGCCGGUUGCCUCUCACCAGGUUGAGUUCACCCAGCACUAUCCAGAGGCCGGAUGGGUGGAGCACGACCCGACGGAGAUCCUGGAAAGUGUCCGAGUUUGCAUGGAGAAGGCCGUCGAGAAGGCGGCCGCCGGCGGCCGCCAGGUGAAGGGCCGAGUGAAGGCGAUCGGGCUUACCAACCAGAGGGAGACCACCGUCAUGUGGAGCAAAUCCACCGGCCUCCCUCUCUACAACGCCAUCGUCUGGAUGGACGCCCGCACCAGCUCCAUCUGCAAGAGGUUGGAGAAGGAAUUGUCGGGUGGGAGGAAUCAUUUUGUGGAGACGUGUGGAUUGCCGAUCAGCACCUACUUCAGUGCCCUCAAGAUCUUGUGGCUGAUGGAGAAUGUGGAUGCGGUCGGGGAGGCGGUCCAGUCGGGGGACGCCCUGUUCGGCACCAUCGACACCUGGCUGAUUUGGAACCUCACCGGGGGCUGCGGUCGUGGGUUGCACGUCACCGACUGCUCGAACGCUGCCCGGACCAUGCUCAUGGACCUCAAGACCCUGGACUGGGACAGGCCGACAUUGGAGACACUGCGGAUUCCUGUCGAGAUAUUGCCCAAAAUCAUCAGCAACUCGGAGAUUACAGGUGUGAUCGCCGAUGGCUGGCCGCUUUCUGGCGUGCCGAUCGCCGGCUGUCUCGGUGACCAGCAUGCGGCAAUGCUAGGCCAAUUGUGCCGCAAGGGGGAGGCCAAGAGCACUUAUGGAACUGGGGCCUUCAUUCUUCUCAAUACUGGCGAGGGGGUUGUCAGAUCAUCCCAUGGGCUGCUCAGCACCAUUGCUUACAAGUUAGGCCCCAAUGCUCCGACGAAUUAUGCGUUAGAAGGGUCUAUAGCGAUUGCGGGUGCAGCUGUCCAGUGGCUGAGGGAUGGGCUGGGGAUCAUCCGGACUGCGGCGGAGAUCGAAAAGAUGGCGGAGUCGGUGGAGAACUCGGGAGGGGUGUAUUUUGUGCCGGCGUUCAAUGGAUUGUUUGCACCAUGGUGGAAGGAGGAUGCGAGAGGAGUGUGCGUAGGGAUCACAAGGUUCACAAAUAAGGGGCACCUUGCUCGGGCAGUGCUGGAGAGCAUGUGCUUUCAGGUGAAUGAUGUGCUCAAUUCAAUGCACAAGGAUGCAGGGGAGGGAGGAGAAGCGAGGAGCAAGGAAGGGGAAUUCUUGCUUCGGGUUGAUGGGGGUGCCACCGUCAACAAUCUUCUGAUGCAGAUUCAGGCUGAUCUGUUGGGUAGUCCAGUUGUUAGACCUGCUGAUAUUGAGACUACAGCCCUUGGAGCAGCAUAUGCAGCUGGAUUGGCUACUGGUGUGUGGACUGAAGAACAGAUAUUUGCUGUUGAACACAGAGAGAAGACUACCAUCUUCCGCCCCAAACUGGAUGAGGCACAGAGGAAGAGGAGGAAUGAAUCGUGGUACAAGGCUGUGACUAGAACUUUUGAUUUGGCUGAACUUGCCAUUUAGCUAUGUGACUGCUUGCUCCCGACCCAUUACUGGCCUCUGUGGAAUGUUAAAUUCCAUGAUCUUGAUUUUAAAUAAAGUUUUCUUUACAUUCUUAGACUCAGACUAUUCUCCCUGUUAUUGGGCUUGUGAUAGAAAUGAAAAUGGACUAUUCAGUGCUUUGGCAUUGCAUUACUAUAUGAAAUGUUGGGCAAAGUCUAUUAUCUCAGUUAUGCAGAUGAAUACUGAGAGAAAUAUUUGUUCUGUUAAGGAUCUCUGCAGUGUGGUUUUUAUAGUUUCAAACUAAAAGAAUGAAGAUUUGAAGAUAUUCUGA
Messenger RNA from Elaeis guineensis (African oil palm), 2010 nucleotides. RefSeq names its product glycerol kinase. Gene Ontology annotation, cellular component: mitochondrion. The record is from RefSeq and is a predicted model, not a curated record. Gene Ontology annotation, biological process: glycerol-3-phosphate biosynthetic process; triglyceride metabolic process; glycerol metabolic process. NCBI's taxonomy places the organism in Eukaryota, Viridiplantae, Streptophyta, Magnoliopsida, Arecales, Arecaceae. Gene Ontology annotation, molecular function: glycerol kinase activity.